Molecule: messenger RNA, 1191 nt
Organism: Manihot esculenta (cassava)
Lineage: Eukaryota; Viridiplantae; Streptophyta; Magnoliopsida; Malpighiales; Euphorbiaceae
Product: haloacid dehalogenase-like hydrolase domain-containing protein 3
Exons: 9
Coding region: 83-865 (260 amino acids)
Source: RefSeq, a predicted model, not a curated record
ACUGGAGUACCAAAUUGUACGAUGAUUAAAUUGCCAAAAACAAGCCAGAGUUAGCCGUCGAAACCAACAUUGGCUUGUUGAAAUGGAAGCUUGCUUGACCAGGUGCUGUAAUGGAAAUGCUUUUCUCAGAGCUCUAAAACCUCUCAAUUUGAGAAUCUCAAAUCCUCCGUGCCGCUGCUAUUCCAUGCCCAUCCUUUCCGGAGGAACAAAGUCCCUUGUAAAGGCAUAUGAUGCUUUAUUGUUGGAUGCUGGAGGAACCCUUUUGCAAUUGGUAAAGCCCGUUGACGAAACCUAUGCUUCUAUUGGCACCAAAUAUGGUUUGACUGCAACUUCAGUCGAAAUAAAGAAGGGAUUUAAAAGAGCUUUUGCUGCCCCAUGGCCUGAAAAGCUACGUUACCAGGGAGAUGGGAGGCCAUUUUGGAAGCUUGUUGUUUCUGAAGCCACUGGUUGCACUAAUGAUGAUUAUUUUGAAGAAGUCUAUAAGUACUAUGCAAAUGGCGAUGCAUGGCGCCUUCCAGAUGGGGCUUAUGAAACAUUAUUCUUACUCAAAGAUAAUGGAGUUAAGCUGGCUGUUGUAUCCAAUUUUGACACCCGCUUAAGGAAGCUAUUAGAGGACCUAAAUGUUAUAGAUUUGUUUGAUGCUUUAAUCAUAUCUUCAGAAGUUGGGUAUGAAAAACCAGAUCCAAAUAUAUUUAAAGCUGCUUUAGAUCAAGUAAAUGUGGAAGCUAGCAAGGCAGUACAUGUUGGAGAUGAUCUCAAGGCAGAUAAGGAUGGAGCCAAUGCAAUUGGGAUUGAUUGCUGGUUAUGGGGAGAAGAUGUCAAGACAUUCACAGAUAUACAAAAUCGCAUCCUUGCCAUUGUAUGAUAGCUCCUACGUGAUUAGGUGCCAACAGUUCUUAGUGACAUUCUAGGAUAUAUUUCGGGUAGCAUGUAUGAUUGAAGUUGUAAGAGUUGAGAUCUCUUUAAGAAUUUUUUAUAGCAUUGAUUAAAUAUAAAUAAAUAAAUGAACUGUGGGAGAGACCCCUCGAAAGAUUGGCAUAUUGGAGAUGCAUCCCAAAGAGAAGGGGGAAACAGUUGAGCUGUGAUAAAAAUUUCCCGUUAAUUCUUGUUGCUGUAUUAUGAAUUACUGGAUUUUUGUUCGGAUGUCACUGGCAAUAACAUUGUCAAUGAACCUGCUCGAAAUUCGCAUUC